Talaromyces stipitatus ATCC 10500 is the source of this 1832-nucleotide messenger RNA. RefSeq names its product amino acid transporter, putative. Gene Ontology annotation, biological process: amino acid transmembrane transport. Lineage: Eukaryota; Fungi; Ascomycota; Eurotiomycetes; Eurotiales; Trichocomaceae. Gene Ontology annotation, molecular function: amino acid transmembrane transporter activity. The transcript has 6 exons. The coding region runs from base 192 to 1832 and encodes 546 amino acids. Gene Ontology annotation, cellular component: membrane. The record is from RefSeq and is a predicted model, not a curated record.
GAUACAGAUAAGGCUCUUCUAUCAGAAUACUGGACUGUAUCUCAGGGUUGCCUCGACCUGCCUUUGCACAAGAUAAAAUAUACUAUUCCCUACCGUUAUCCACGUUCGCUGAGGACUGGCUCUCAUGUAACUCUCCACUUGCCUUGAUCUCCUUAACUUACUAUAACGAGCUGAACGUUCAACGACCGGUAAUGGCGGACCCAAAAAAGUGUGAACUAACAGUUACUCUGGACCAAGAAGCCUCUAGAACUGAAGGAGGUGUUAUUGAAACCCGCAUCUGGGAAGAUGAGGGAUGGAAACGGGGGCUCUCGUCUCGUGCGGUCGUCAUGUUGUCCCUUGGGGGUGGUAUCGGCCUUGGUCUCUGGAUUGGAACUGGUACUGCUUUGGAAAGUGCUGGUCCUGCUGGCUGUAUUAUCGCCUACGGCUUGGUUGUGAUCGCCAUCUAUAUAGAAUUUUUGUCGAUCGGAGAGAUGACAUGCUAUAAGCCCAUACAUGGUGGUUAUAUUCGCCAAUGUAUGGAAUAUGUCGACAAAGCUGCCGCAUUCGCCAUGGGAAUGAACCUUUGGUUUGGCUGGGUUAUGACAAUCCCAUCCGAAAUUAUCGCCUGCAUUAAUGUUCUUCAGUAUUGGAAGAGCACGACACAUUUUCCCAUGGUUGGUUAUAUCUCUAUUUUUGUGGCAGUGUCAGCUAUUCCCAAUCUCUUUGCUGUCCGCAAAUAUGGCUACGUUGAGAUCUUCAUGACUUCUAUAAAGAUAUUUUCCAUCAUAUCCACCAUGAUUUUCUUAUUCUUGAUGGCAUCAGGGGCGUUACCGGCAACUCAUGGGGCACUCGUAUUCCAUUACUGGAAGACUCCUGGUGGCUUCAACAACGGCUUCAAAGGGAUUUGCAAGGCGAUGCUCCAAGCGGCAUUUAGCUGUCCUUCGGCUGGCUGGGUAGCCGUGACUGCUGGUGAGAUGAAGGACCCCCGGAGAACUGUAAAGCGGUCGGUCAACCCUCUAUUCUGGCGCAUGUUCAUGUUCUAUUGGGUGAACAUUUGGUUGGUUGGAAUGUGUGUCCCCUACAACAGCCCGAAUCUGGCCAACAAAGGCACACUUGCAAGCCCGUUCAUCAUCGCCAUUCGAGAAGGGGGAGCUCCAGCUUUUGCCGACCUCAUAAAUGCAAUGAUUUUAAUUACAGUUCUUUCGGCAUCUAUCACAUCUUUCUACGUGGCUAGCCGCUGCUUGACCCAUAUGUCUGAUCUAAGUAUAAUUCAUCAUGCAUUUGGAGCCAAAGAUGCUGCAGGUCGGCCUUGGGUGUCCCUUCUUUGCAGUGGCAUUUUGGGAGGUGGCUUGACCUAUCUGAAUCUCGACAGCACAUCGAAGCAGGUGUACACUUGGUUCUCAAGUCUGGUAGGCGUUGCCACCUUUUGCAACUGGUUGCUCAUCUAUGUGUCUCAUAUCCGGUUCCGUGAAGGCCUCAAAGCCCAGAAUAUUGAUCACAAAAGCCUUCCAUUCCGAUGCCGAGGAGCGCCAUAUGUACAAUACUUCGGAGUUCUCCUCAUCAUAUGCUUCUUGGGAGCGCAGCUAUACUUCGCUAUCUUCCCAUUUACUGGCCAUCCCAGUGCAAAGAAUUUUUUCUCGGCGUACAUUACUGUGCCACUAUUCAUUUUGGAUUACUUCUUGUACAAGUUUUGGUUCAAAACCAAGAUUGUAGCACCGAAAGAGAUGGACUUUAGCCCAGCAGUGUACUUCGAUGCUAUUGACAGGGACGAGCAAGAAGAAGAGCGUGAGAAUCCAAGCCCUAAGCCGACCAUUGUUGAACGUAUUUGGGCACUUCGGACGAUCAUAGUAUAG